This is a messenger RNA of Sipha flava (yellow sugarcane aphid), 1273 nucleotides long. RefSeq names its product zinc finger MYM-type protein 5-like. The record is from RefSeq and is a predicted model, not a curated record. Lineage: Eukaryota; Metazoa; Arthropoda; Insecta; Hemiptera; Aphididae.
AGGAAAAUAAAAUGAUGACAAUUAAUAGAAAUAGGAUCACAAAUUAUUAAGUAGUAUUGCCCACUUCGAGUAUUUGGUAUUACAUAUACAUUAUUUCGUUGAUCAAUUAACACCAAAUAGUUCAUAAUAAUACGAUCAUUACUGAUUAGUAAGAACAGUAACAACUAAUGGUGCAUUUUGGAUAGAACAAAAAUAAAAAUAAAAACCAUCAACCAAAAUAGACAUUCGCCGACUGGCGACCACCCACUCCACUAACAUACGUAUAUUACAUUAUUAGCGUCUAUUAUGUUAUCAAAAAUGCAACAUUUAGUCCAUUAUAGUGUUUAUAAAUAGCUAAAAAUUCCUAUAAAUUAUGAUACACUAUCGUUGAAAAUCAACUGUACCUUCAGUUUAGUGUAAUAACUAAUAAGCCAGCUAUAAUUCAAAAAGACUGUGACAUAUAUUUAUAUUAUUUAAUUGGUUUUAUUAUUUAACUUUUAAGAAUUUUUAAUUUUUAACCACUACUAUUUAAAGUUAAAAAUUAUAAUUGUCUAAGAAUAUUAAGUACAAAUCAACCUUAUAAAGUAAUUUAUUUAAUACCAAAAACUAUGAGUUCUGUUUGUAAAUGUGAUUGCGGGAAAUUAAGUUCAUCAAUGAACGAUAAAAAUUGGAAUAGACAUAUUAACUCAUGUAAAGUACGAAAAUUUAAAAGAAACUCGCAUGAUAUAAAAUCGUUUUUUUCUGGAAACAAGAAUAAAAAAAGCAAAUUGAUUCACCAAAUUACUGCUGUAAAAAAUACUAUUUUUGAUGUGAACAAUGAUUUAAAUGAAGACCAAAGUACUCCAGUUAAUAAAGAAUCAUUGGUUGAAUGUGAAAUUCAAAAAGAUACUGAGAUAAGCUCAUGUUUGCAAAAUAAAGAUGAUAUGGAUAUGGAUAUAAUUAAAAAUGAUCCAGCAAUUUUUGCUAAAAUGUCUAUUUUGUCACCGGAAAUUAAAGAUUACAUCUUAAAAUUUGGUCCUUGUCAACCGUUACAAGAUGAUUUACCUAAUAAAAUAUUUCCUUAUGAAAUUAACAAUGAAAAGAUAAAAAGAAGUUUUAAUGAUAAACAUUAUUACAGAAUUUUGUCUGAUAAAUCAAAAUGCCAUCGUGAUUGGUUGUCUUAUUCAUUAAGCAAAAAUAAAAUAUUUUGUAUUCAUUGCAUGCUUUUUGGAACCAAUUUGCAUAGUAAUUUAGAAAAAUCUUGGACCAAAGAAGGGUUUAAUAAAUGAAAAAAUUGUUCAUUUGCUAUUCAAAG